AUGGUACAACGGGAGGGCGGCUCGUUUUGUCUCGGCGAGGAGGGGAGCUGUGUAAACCAGACUGGGUGGAGCAACACAUCGCCCAGCCCCAUCUAUCGUGCAGACGGCCUUGUGUCCCGUUUGCCUGGAGCUCGGAGAGAGACUACUGUACUGAAAGUCUGGCGGAUAGAGGAGAGAGAGGGGGCCGGUCUAUGGGAGGGACUAGCGCAAAGUGGGGGAAUUGGAAGGAGGGGGGGCGAGGAGGAGGCGGCACGGGUGCUGUUUCUCCAGUCUCUUUCCCCUGUCUUUGUCUCACACACUCUUUUGUUAGCCAUGCCUAGCCUGCUGGUUCUAGCAGGGAUCAUGGAGAAAAAUGGGGGCUACGGCGGGGAUCUGGCCGGCUCCGGCUUCGGAAGCGAAGGUCUCCUUGUGCCGCCCGAUGAGGAGGAAGACGACUCCCGUGCCCUCAGGGUCGCGCUGGGCCAGUUGUCUCUGCUGGGGCUCGGGGAAGGCGAGGACGGCGGCGGAGCCCCAACAACAGGAGUACAGGACCGGAGUAACAAUAACAACAACCACCACAACCACACGAACAGCGUUGGAGGUGGCGGGGACACGGCGAUUCUGCAAGGGAAAAGCAAGUUGUGCGCCCUGUAUGAGAGCUCCUCAAGUGAGACGAAAGGACGAGGCUGCAACAUAACAGAAUGCGUCCCAGUGCCCAGCUCUGAACAUGUGGCCGAAAUAGUGGGGAGACAAGGUUGCAAGAUCAAAGCCCUGCGGGCCAAGACCAACACCUACAUCAAAACUCCCGUUAGAGGAGAGGAGCCUGUGUUCUUAAUCACUGGCCGGAAGGAGGAUGUUGCACUGGCCCGCCGUGAAAUCAUCUCUGCUGCAGAGCACUUCUCCAUGCUCCGGGCAUCCCGCAACAAGCUGGGAGUGUCCUUUAGUGGCUCCCCACCCACACCUUUGCCAGGUCAGACCACCAUUCAGGUGAGAGUGCCAUACCGCGUUGUGGGGCUGGUAGUGGGGCCUAAAGGCUCCACCAUCAAACGCAUCCAGCAGCAAACCUGUACUUACAUCGUCACUCCCAGUCGAGACCGCGACCCUGUCUUUGAAAUCACAGGGUCACCGAGCAACGCCGAGCGCGCCCGUGAGGAGAUUGAAGCACACAUCGCCUUCCGAACAGGAGGCCUGCAUGACCACAAUAAUGAGAAUGACUGUCUGGGGCCGAAUGGUGGAAGCAGCCCAGCGGGCAGCAGUGGUGGUCUGGAGAGCCGGCUACAGCAGGUGUGGGGGCUGCAGGGGGGCCAGCGCAAGCCUCUCACCAGCAGCUACCGCCAGAACUUCUCAGAUGCCAUGGUUGGAGGGGGAGGAGGAGGAGGAGGAGGAGGAAGCGAGGGAGGGGGAAUCUACAACAAGGGCAACUUCUCCAGCUCCGGAGAGAAGCCUUGCUCUUAUUUUGGAUCAGAGGGAACCCAGAGCUGGGGCGACCCCGACUACCCCAAACAGGUGGCCUUCUAUGCCCAGCAGCGUUCCAAGAGCUUUGGAGGCCUCACACUCCCCCUGACCAGACUCUCCCCUGGCUUACCCGACUCCUGCGGAGGUGGAAGCACCAACAACUCUUCAGUCACCAGCAUUGUGCCCGUAGCCGGCUCACCUCAUGCCCAGGCCCGCCGCGCCCACAGUGAGCCCACCUCUGCCGGCGAGGGUUUCCCGGGCCGUCUGCCAGUGCCGGACUCGCCACCGGCCACUGUACGGGACUGCAUGACCUGCUUUGAGAGCAAAGUGACGGCUGCCUUGGUGCCCUGUGGCCAUAACCUCUUCUGCAUGGAGUGUGCCAUCCGAAUCUGUGAGCUCAACCACCCGGAGUGCCCAGUGUGCCACACCCAGGUCACACAGGCAAUCCGAAUAUUCUCUUAAGGAACCACAUCAGUUUUUAUCAUUAGUUUUGUCAGUGUUUGUUCAAUAAUUAUUUACUGUUAUUAUGAUUAUUAUUAUAAUACACAUUUUUGUUUUUCAGAAAAUUUAAAAACAAUCAAGCAGAUAUUUUAGAAGGCACUGCUUGCUUUACUAAAAAGUAUAAGAAAUAUUUUUAAGUUUUUCUUUUAUAUAUAUAUGCAUAUAUAUUUUAUAAAAGUUUUGUUUAUAAGAGAAGUAUAGUACCCUGCAUUUUCAGUUUUUUGACUGCUGCUGUUUUUCAUUCAUGAAUGACAGUGUAGGCAGAGGUAGUAAUGUGAACAUUUUAUUAUUCAAAUUUUUAUUUUACCAUGAAGUGGGUUUAUAUUGAAGGAAGAUGAUUGUUGAGGUACCCAGUCUGCACCUGACUGACCUAGAAAGUCAAUGUUGUUAUUAGAAGGAAAAAAAAAACAGAAUUUUCAUUGCACCUUACAAUCAUCUUGGUCUAAAAUAGGAUUGUCAAUCAUACCUUGAAAUUUCAGGAGCUGAUAAGAAGGCGAAUUCAGCCUUUUCAGUUUUACUGUGAUGGUGAUUUGAUAUAAUUGGUCCAAAACAGAUAUUAAUUUUAGCAAAAUGAAAAUGUGAAUCAAUUGGUUUUAGUCAAAGCCCUGUAAUCUAGACGAGGAAACAAAAACAGCCCCUUAUUUCAUUCUUGUACCUUAUAGUCUUAUAAACCAGAUUAACGCUAAAAAGGGAUAAGACAUUGCAUCAUUUAUUUAUAGUAAUUGGUUAAAUUUUAUUGGUAUCAUUAUUCACAGAGAUAGAUGAAAGUUGUAUAAAGUAUCAGUGAAAUUUUCUUUCCAGUAGCCAUUGAUUACACUUUGGUCACUGCAGUUUGUUGAAAAGAUUCAGUAAAGCUUGCUCCUCGUGGCACUUGAAAAGCAUGUGGUCCCUCGGUUGGCUUAAAGCACUGAUUUAAUUUGUGAGGCCGAAAGCCUUGGAAUUCAUCCAGUUGGCUAGUUCUCGACAUCUGUCUCCCCGAUGGACUUGUUUCAAAGCCACCUUAACCGCGCUUUAUUGUCUCGUGUGGUCAUUUGGCCACGGUCGCUGAACGAUAUAGGACAAAGCAAGAGCUCCAGUCAACAAGCAUUUCUCUGAGGUGUGCACUGUAAAUAAGGAGGAGAAUUAGUACGUGGACAGAAGCCGAGUAAAACUGUAAAAUGUUUCCUGAAUCAGCAUCAGACUCAGAAUAGUUGACACUGUAAAAUACACAGUCCCAAAUCAGUAAUCCUUACUCCAUGUCCCCAUUACUAACAGCAUUAUGUGUGAGCUCCGAGGGGCCUGCUGUCUCCCCUGUAAUUAGCAAAGCUGUACAGGAGCAGGUGUUUCAUGGCACACUGUGGCUGUGACCCCAAGUUGGAGGUCUUGCCUAGCCCCCUUUCUUUCUGUCUUUUCUUUGGGAGUGGCUUUUAUGUCUCCCCCUGCUUACAGUUCGAUCGUUUGCUUUCGAAGGCCUCUCUGAGUGGGGCGUAUUGUCUGGGCCCGGUAGCGGCGUGGGCUACAGAGUGCUCGGACACGGCCUGGAUCUACUCAUUGAUAAUUAGGCAAAUGGGCUGGUCCAGGUGCGGACCGUGUGGGGACUCUGGAGCUGUAUGAGGGGUAAGACCGGGUCCCGCAGUGAGCCCCUCACUGCCCCGCCCCACUGUUACAAGCACAGAGGGGGCUGGAUGGUCUGGAUGCAGCUGGGCGAAUAGGACCCCCUCCUUCUGCUCCCUCUUGCCCCUUCCUCCCCCCUUUUCCUCUCCUUUUCUGCUGUUCUGAGCUAUCCCUACUGGGGAGAGGGGGGCCUCUUUUGUCCCAAAACACACACACACACACAAAAUUUGAAAGACAUUAGCUGAAUUUGGCAGUGCCUGUGAAAUGAGGGGAGGCUUAGGAGCAAAAUAAAUUAUCUACAGUUAUCGGAAGAAACGCCAGCUACCUGUUUUCAACGUUAAUGUCACACGGUUUGCCAUAUACACUUUCCAAACGAUGAAAAUGUUCAUGUUCAUCUACAAAAGAAAGAAUGCGUGAUCUUAUCAUACGAGGGUGCAGCAUUAACACCCCUCUGCCACCCCCUACCCCCUCCCACCUCACCCCGCCCCACUUCUCCACUCCCAAACUACACUGCCCUGAAAUUUGCACUGGUGCUGUUUGUGUGACAGUGCCAGUGCAAAUCGAAGUUUCCAUAAAGCCCCAGCCCCCUUUUACCUCCAGUGCCCCCCCCACCACCACCACCUCGUGUCAGCCCGCUACUGUAUGGGACAUCCUGCAGCUGCCCCUUCACUAUGGACACCCGGGCUUCAUCCAAUGGCAGCCCCCUUCGCUUUGAGCUUCCAGAAUGAAAUCAGACAAUUGUAAUUGACAGGAAAGCAGAGGAAACGCCCCAUUUAACCAGCACUCAUGCUGAAUCAAAUUACACACCCUCUGCGUCUGCCUUAGCCCCAGCCUGGGGAUUUCAGAGGGCUAGAGAGAGGAUGGGGGUUGGGAUUAAAGCUGUUGAAUGAUAGGGAGGGGGUGGGGGGGUUCAUUUUGGUUAGAGAAACAGAGAAGUAUGCUCCAAUAUAAAUGAGACCCUGCAGAUCUAGCAAUUUCAUUGAUCAUUCAAGUGUUGCAGUGAGUUUUGAGUUGUCACAUGUGGGCCAGUAGUGACGACAGGGAACACUGGUGAUUCAGCAGGCCUUUCUUGUGUUGUACUGGAGAACAAUUCAACUCGGCUUCUGUCUCAAAGAAAAACGAACAAUUACAAAUUGUGUCAUGUUGGACACAAAGGCCCCUCCUUUAAAAAGAAAAAAAAAAAAAAAAGAACACAGCAUAUAAAGCAGACCACUCGCGUUACAUGUGGACUGCAGGAAAAGCACUGCACUUGCAAAAAGUACCCUGAAGUCUAUCAGAUGUAGAAAUACAGAAUAGUUAUGGUUUUUAUGGAUGGAGAAAUUGCACAGUGGUUUGGCCUAAGCUUUCAACAUCAAAUUCAAGGCAGUGCGACACUGUUCUUUGAACCUAAUACUUUUUUGUUGUUUUGUUUUCUGCCUUAAUAUUUUUUUAUUAAAAUAUUGUCAUUACUUUGGCAUACAAGGUAGCAACUUUGGCCUUUGACAGUACCGCCCCCUGAACAACUUUUAAAGUACUUAUUUUUGGAGAAAAGAAUGUGAAUCAAAAUGCUUGGGUGGAGAUUAGAGGGAUUCAGGAAAUUAGGCUCUUACAACACUUUACUUAAAAUAUAGAGUAAAGCACCUUAUUACAAAACAUGCGCAUUUCAUUAAUACCAAACCGACCACUGAUGGUGAAAUAUAUUUCAUAGAAUUUGAAAGACAUGCACAUAAGGAUUCCCUAUCAUUUUUUGUAUUAUGGUGGUUCUUGUUAUUCUUAAUACUACAGUAGUACUAGUGGUAAUUUGGGAGACCUCUCGUCCAUUUAGUCAAUGCUGAUGACUUGAGUUGAGUUUUGCACUGGUUUAAUGAAGAGAGGGCUUAUUGGAGAUUCUCCCAGUUUAGACGCUGUAUAAGUUAAUGAGUAUUGUACUUUAUGGGAAAGCACUCUGAGCAUCUAUGUAAAUACAGUAUGUGUAUCGGUUAUGAGCAUCCAGACAAAGGCCCGCUUGAAGUGAGGUUUUGAUUAUUUUUACAAACUGAAAGUGUCAUUGUCAAUGUUUUUAGCAUAUGGAAUUCAAAAUGUUUCUGGGUUUUAGGGAGAGUAAAUCUUUUAUAUAUGUGUCCCAUCAUCCUUUUGACGAUAAUAGUAUAUUAGAUAGAUCCAUACAUUUAAGAAAUAUUAUUUAAGCUGAUUAACUUAGUAUUUCAUCCAAAUAUAUAAAUGAGAAAUUAACCAGACACUACUAUAAACUGUAAUAAUGAAUAUCCUUUAUGAAGCCGCUGAUGUAUAAAUCCAAUCUCAAAUAAAAACUCGAAUGAAUAGUAUGUGUAAUAACCUAACCCCUACUGAAUAAAUCAGUUUCUAUGUAUAUUAGGAUGAAAAGCAAUAAUAGGACUAUACUGGGACAAUAAACAGAGGAGCCUGCUUAGUCAGUUCUUCAAAUAAUAUUCUAUUCAGAAAUUGACCUUGACUAUUAGGAUAAUACUGCUGCAUUUCUGUCUCAUGUCUGCUUAAAAUUCAUUAUGGAUUCAUGCCAGUGUAGUAACACAUAUGAUUAAUUAGUAACCGUUUCAGGAUAAGUAAUUGUUCUCCUUGUGUUCAUCAGGGUCUUAGUCAUUUGAUUGCUUAAUUUUUACGUUGAAUAUCAAUCGGAUCACAGAGUGGGUCAAGACAAACUUAAGGAAUGCUUCUCCUGAGUGGCACUGAAAUGACGGAACUGCAAUUUCUGCGACUUAGAGAAAACCCCACUGCGCUGUAAAAGUAAUCGCUCAAGUGUAAACAAACAACAAGACCAGAGCACGAGCGCCGAGGUGUGUCCUGUUUGUUAAAAAGCAGGAGCUGGUGACUUUACUGAUGGCAGACUGAUGUCUUGAAGGCUUUGGUCAAAAACGUACACACAGCAGUGAGGAGUAGGGGGCAGGGCACCGUGAUAAGAUGUACUGUACCAGUCACUCUUUUACUGAACUCAUGUUGACCAUGCGAGGAGCUUUGAUUCAUUACACUCAUUCGUUUUCGUUAAAUUGUAUACAGGGGCAGAUGAGUUACUUAUAGCAUAUCUUAAAAUGAGUUCUGUUUACAUUAAGUUUCUGAUUUCAUGGCUCUAUUUGAUAACUGUGUUGCACCUACUUUUCAUCUGUAUUGUUUUUUGAAAGAAAAAGGUCAGACAUAGCCAAAGAACAAUUAGAAAGGGGAGGACGUGAACUAACUUAUCACUUGAUUUAACUUAUUUUAGCAUCAAAAUGAGUUUGGUUUAGAGUUUAUCGAAUUAAGAAAUAAUCUCAUAGCUAGAAUCACUCUGUUUAUCCAAAAGUCUUAGAGGCCACUCAAUCGAUAUCUGUGAAAUGAAGGCAUAUCAUGUUUCAGUGUUGUAAGAUUAGUUUAAUACUACAGAGGCGCCGGUAACAGACUUACUUCUCCCAAAGAGACCAGCUUACAGCACAUCCUGGCACUUACACAGUCCUUUGAGUAGUUUUCUAUUGUCCUGGUCAGAUUGUUGGGGGAAAAAAAAACACAGUCCAGGAAAUGUCUUAAUCUUUGUGAAAAACUUCUUUUCUGAGCUCGAGAAGUUGAGAUAAAAAGAAACUGCCCAAGUAAUUAAAAAAAAAAUAACUGAGAAGGUAUCUCGUCGUAUUGACAAUGACAAGCCAGUUAAAAUUCAGGCUGAAUUCUUAAUUUUUAAGACCCUCAGAGUAAACAGAAAGGGAUUACUUUAGAUGUAAACAAGGUGACAGUGUGAUAGUGAACAAAACAACACUGAUCUUAGUUAAUAUCGUUUAGGGAGCCAUUAACUGUAUCCUUGAGUUUAACUGCAUGUUAGGAAAAUAUAGUACCGUAGGUAAGAUUUAUCAGAAUAAAGUUAAGAUCACAUAACAAAUUCAUCAGCCUGAUACCUGAAGUGUAUAAAAAGCUUUAAGACCUUAAAGUUAACAUCGGUUUAAAAUCAUAUAUUUACCGUGUAGUUUAACUAAUUGAUACAUAAAGUUUAAUUAUGAUUCUUAAGAAUAUGCUAAGGUGUAAGUUUCAUUUGUCCAACUCACCCAGUAUGAAAUACUUUUUAAUUCAGUGGUGCGACAAAGGGGUGGGGUGACUCACAGUGACAUUUGAUUCAUUAAGUUCUUGUUAGUAUUAUUUACAGUAUUAUUUACAAUAUUGUAUUAAGCUUACUAUUAUAGUAAUGGUAGAAACUGUUGAUGUUUUUCUUCUCUUGAUAUGAAAAGGUCUUUAUGCAUUUAUGUAGAAUCCCUUUUAAGGAGUGAUAGGAAAUCCUUAUUUUCAAUGGAUGCACUUAAGCAAUUGUACCAACCUGUCUAAAUCACACAUUGAGCAAGUAAUGCAUUUGAAUGUAAAAAAAAAAAGGAAAAAAAAAUAGAAAAAAAGACCACUCAACUUAAUGCACUCCUUAUGCUUAUAUUGUUUUGUCAAUUUACAAGUGAGCUUUAAGUUUUUGUUUGUUUUUUGGAAAGAAUUUGCGACAGGUUUUCAACGUAGACUAUAUUUGAGUUCUUCCACAUACAUUUAUAGAAAGUAACUUAAAAAGAAUAAAAAAAAACAUAUUACAGUUUCUCAAAUCUAUUUUGCUAACAUGGGUUAUUAUUUCAUAGAAAGCAGAGGAAAAAAAAGUCAGUAUCUGGAUGUUAUUUAUGAAAAGUAAAAAAAUGAAGCAACAUAUUUAUGAGUAACCUCAAGACAUUUUGUUUUUUAAUUAAAAUUACAAGAAGUUAAUAUAUUUCUAAACACAGGGAAGUCAGUUUCUACUAAUAAGUAAAAUGAGAAAAGAAGUUUAGAAGUUUUAUUUAUGAAAGUUGUGGAUGCUCGUCUUUUCCAUGUACUUAAUUGUAAAUGAAGUAAAUGGAACGGGAGUUCCCCAUAGCUUAAAUUUUAACUUCAGACGUGCACUACUUCAACAUCAGUGCAUUCACAAUGGAAUAAUUACAGAAAAUAAUAUAAUAUUUUUUAGAAUUUGGAGAUAUUUUAGUCACAGAGCAUCAAUUUUGUGCCUCAAUUAUAUAUUUUUCCUGCAUCAGCAUUCUUUGUGCAGUGCUGCUUGCUGUAACCCCUUUCUCCCCUUCAACUAACCCCAUGUUACUGACUGAAACACAUUACUCAUUUCCUCUGUAAUCUAAACUCGCUUUUACUUAUCAGACGUAUAAAACAUGUUACGACUGCAGCGCUUGGAAUGAAUGAGGCAGCUGUGACCCUUUGCCAAUAGGGCCACACAUAACUUGUACACACUUUCAUUCAUACAUUUUCUACGUCUACUACCCAGACAGUUUGUGAUCGUUAGCAGCAGAGCAUAAUCAGCUUAAAGAAAGUCUUUAUGAGAGACUUUUCCUAAUGUGUUAAUUAGGUGAAGCGUGCGAAUUGAGUGGAGGCAUCUAGGAGAGGACGAGAGCGCACUGUGUAGUAGAUCUAUGUAACUAGAUACACACAUAUACACAGAACAGAUUCAUUACCGUACUAGGUUGCAUGUAUGUUGUAUGGUCACUUAGACGGGAGAAAUGGUGCAAGUCCUGUGUUAACCUCUAACGUCAGCGCACUUGGGCUGUUUCUCCUCUGUAGAUUUUCAUAGUUGGAGUCUUUUUGGAAACUGUGAAGUUGACAUGAGUUUGGAGCCAGGCAAAGAGACCAUUUCAGUCCCCACGUAAAAGUUGGAUUUUGCAUUCUCAGUUACCUGCUAGUGGUGAAAGACUGUUUGCACCUCAUAUGAAUUAACUUGAAGUUCUUAGGUUGUAAGAGUUGAUACAGAUUUAAUGAAAAAAAACUUACUUGACAAAAACACUACAAUGGCACAUUUUCUGCUGCACGUAAAGGAUGGGGACUGAAGUGGCGCUCGCUGGUGAAACUCACAACCUUUUCCAAAAAGGCCAAUACAGUCUGACAGUUUGUCUUUGGUAGCGUUUCCAAUUUUUCCAGCACAGUAGAGGUGUUUCAUACCGGUCUAAUAGUGGUCGUAGUGCAUUAGUUUUUGGGCCAGCUUCACCUGGCAUUAGUUUCUCUGUGAACAGUGAAAGAGGGUUGCCAAUGUGGCCCUCUGUGGCUGACCGUCAACUUUGAUGGAUGGAAAAAAAAAAAGAAGUCUUUGAACUCUGUUACAGUGUGCCAUGCCCUUACAA
Toxotes jaculatrix (banded archerfish) is the source of this 9620-nucleotide messenger RNA. RefSeq names its product mex-3 RNA binding family member A (gene mex3a). NCBI's taxonomy places the organism in Eukaryota, Metazoa, Chordata, Actinopteri, Toxotidae. Gene Ontology annotation, molecular function: RNA binding. The record is from RefSeq and is a predicted model, not a curated record.